CUCAUUUACCUAUUUGAGAUUGCUCUAGCCGAGGAAUUAGACGAUGCUAUACCACUGGCUCUACUGCUGGUCUCCUGCGUCUUCUGGCACGUCAUAAAAUAUCGUCAAUUGCAAUGCUAUCGAAAGUCCGACAUGAAUCGUCCAAAGCCAGGAAUAAUCUUUCCUGAGAUGACUUUCGCCAAAAUGGACGAGAAACUCCUCAAUUUCCUCAAAUGUAUCGCCAAUUACACUUUCUACAAACUAGGUCUUGAGCUUUUGCCAUCUGAUUUCACGAUCACCAUGGGCAGAUAA
Molecule: messenger RNA, 291 nt
Organism: Rodentolepis nana
Lineage: Eukaryota; Metazoa; Platyhelminthes; Cestoda; Cyclophyllidea; Hymenolepididae
Source: the annotation of a GenBank genome assembly